AUGACCCACUCGUGCUGGUCCUCUUGCUGCCAGCCUAUGUGCUGCAGGACCACCUGCUGCCGGACCACCUGCUGCCAGCCCAGCUGCUGUGGGUCCAGCGGCUGUGGACACAACUGUGGUGGGUCUAGCGGCUGUGGGUCGAGCUGCUGCCAGCCUUGCUGCUGCCCAACUUGCUGUCAUACCACCUGCUGCCGGACCACCUGCUGCCAGCCCAGCUGCUGUGGGUGUAGCGGCUGUGGACACAACUGCGGUGGGUCUAGCGGCUGUGGUUCCAGCUGCUGCCAGCCUUGCUGCCGCCCAACUUGCUGUCACACCACCUGCUGCCGGCCCAGCUGCUGUGGGUGUAGCAGCUGUGGACACAACUGCGGUGGGUCUAGCAGCUGUGGCUCCAGCUGCUGCCAGCCUUGCUGCCGCCCAACUUGCUGUCACACCACCUGCUGCCGGACCACCUGCUGUAGGACCACCUGCUGCCAGCCCAGCUGCUGUGGGUCCAGCGGCUGUGGACACAACUGCGGUGGGUCUAGCGGCUGUGGCUCCAGCUGCUGCCAGCCUUGCUGCCGCCCAACUUGCUGUCACACCACCUGCUGCCGGACCACCUGCUGUAGGACCACCUGCUGCCAGCCCAGCUGCUGUGGGUCCAGCGGCUGUGGACACAACUGCGGUGGGUCUAGCGGCUGUGGCUCCAGCUGCUGCCAGCCUUGCUGCCGCCCAACUUGCUGUCACACCACCUGCUGCCGGACCAGCUGCUGUGGCUGCUGCCAGCCUUGCUGCCGCCCAACUUGCUGUCAUACCACCUGCUGCCGGACCACCUGCUGCCAGCCCAGCUGUUGUGGGUCUAGCGGCUGUGGGUCCAGCGGCUAUGGACAAAACUGCUGUGGGUCCCACUACUGCCAGGCAGUUUGCUGUACCCCUGUGUACUGCACGAGAACCUGCUACCACCCCACCUGCUGCUGCCUGCCUGGGUGCCUAGCCCAGGACUGUGGAUCCAGCCGCUGCUAGCCUGACUACUGCCCAAUAUGCUGUCAGUCCACUUGCUGUAGGACCACAUGCUGCUGCCCUUGCUGUGUCAGCUGCUGCAAGCCUUCUUUGUUAUUCAUCUGCCUAUUUAAGAGCUUGUGA
Lynx canadensis (Canada lynx) is the source of this 1119-nucleotide messenger RNA. RefSeq names its product keratin-associated protein 9-1-like. Gene Ontology annotation, cellular component: keratin filament. NCBI's taxonomy places the organism in Eukaryota, Metazoa, Chordata, Mammalia, Carnivora, Felidae. The record is from RefSeq and is a predicted model, not a curated record.